Messenger RNA from Henningerozyma blattae CBS 6284, 2598 nucleotides. It is a transcript of the gene VTC3, whose product is annotated as vacuolar transporter chaperone. The transcript has a single exon. Lineage: Eukaryota; Fungi; Ascomycota; Saccharomycetes; Saccharomycetales; Saccharomycetaceae. The record is from RefSeq and is a predicted model, not a curated record. Gene Ontology annotation, cellular component: fungal-type vacuole membrane; vacuolar transporter chaperone complex. Bases 1 to 2598 code for a protein of 865 amino acids.
AUGCUAUUUGGGUCGAAGCUAAAAAAUGACGUCUAUCCACCUUGGAAGGAAUCAUAUAUUGAUUAUGAUUUUUUAAAAUCUCUAUUAAAAGAGCCUGUCGAUACUAAUAGAGUGUCUGGUGACAAUGUAUCCUGGACCAAUGAUGAUGAAUCGAGAUUUGUGGAAGCGUUAGAUGGCCAAUUAGAGAAAGUUUAUACUUUCCAAUCAGAAAGAUACAAUAGUCUAAUGGAAAAAUUGAAUCGUUUAGAAGAUCAAUCUUCUACCGAGGAGAAAAUCAAGAAUUUGGAUUUCGAGACUUUUCAAGCCAUCUUAGAAGAUACUUUGGCUGAAACUAAGGAAUUGGAUAAUUUCUCUCGUUUGAAUUAUACUGGGUUUGUUAAGAUUGUUAAGAAACAUGAUAAGGUCCAUCCACAAUUUCCAUCGGUAAAAGCGUUAUUGAAAGUUAGGCUACAGGAAUUACCAUUCCAUUCUGAAGGAUAUUCACCCUUAUUAUACCAAAUCUCUUAUCUGUAUAAUAUCUUUAGAAGUAACUCUACCGUGACUUCUGAAUCAAUGGUCAAUGGCUCAAAAUUGUCAAGUGUGGCUAGAAGUAAUAGCGCCAAUUUAAAUUUUAAAAGCUUCAAGUUUUGGGUUCAUAGAGAUAAUCUGAUGGAAGUAAAGACGAGAAUUUUAAGACAUUUACCAGUUUUAGUUUAUGCUGCUGCUCCAACUGAAAAUGAUAAUGAUGCUGACAAUAUUAUUGAGAGUCGAUUCGAAUCUAAUACUUUUGAUUCACCAUCUUUAGAUUCUAGUAAUGAUCCUGAUAAUGCAAUUGUCUCUACUAAAUCAAUGGACCCCUUCAUCACUUCUUUAUAUUUCGAUAAUGAAGACUUCACUCUAUAUAACGAUAAGUUAUUGAAGACUCAUGAAGCACCAACUCUAAGAAUCAGAUGGAAUGGCAAAUUGGUCGAUAACAAAAAUGUUUUUAUGGAAAAGAGAAUGUUAGUUCAAAGUGAUGAUACUAGUACUGGUUCCAAUACCAAUGACCUUUCAUCUUUUAUUGAAGAUUUCCAAGAGACAAGAAUUCGUAUUGAGCCUAAAUAUUUAAAUGGGUUUAUAUUUAAUGGUGAUGAAAAAUAUAAAGAAAAAGUGCUCAAGAAAUUAAAAGAAAGUGGUACUAUGGAUAGUGAACUGAAUAAGAUCGGUAAAGAUUUCGAUGUUUUGAAAAUUUUUAUUAUUCAGGAAAACUUGCAGCCUAUUUUUAGAACUAUUUUUACUAGAACAGCUUUCCAAAUCCCAGGUGAUGAUAGAAUUAGAAUUACUAUUGAUUCAGACAUUGUUUAUAUAAGAGAAGAUUGUUUCGAUAAAAACAGACCUAUUAGAGACCCAAAGGUCUGGCAUAGAAACGACAUCGAUUCCAACGUUAAGGAUCCUUUAAAACUACUAAGAAAAGGUGAAUACGUUAAAUUUCCAUACUCUGUAAUGGAAAUCAAAAUUAAAAAUAAUGAGUCGCCUUCCAUGAUCAAUACUAUUUUCAACAAUAAUGCUAAUAAGAUGUCAAAUACAAAGCUACCAAGAAAGCAUGGUCAAUGGAUUACAGAAUUAACAAAUUCUCAUCUUGUAAAAGAGGUUCCUAAAUUUUCUAAAUAUAUUCAAGGGGUUGCAUCUCUUUAUAGUGACGAUGAUAAACUAGAUUCAUUACCAUUUUGGUUACCAGAAUUAGAAUCUGAUAUCAAGAUUAAUCCAAAAGACGCUUAUUAUCAAGAAGAACAAAAGAAAAAGAAACAACAAGAAGUUCAAAAAAAAUUAGAUAAUAUGAGAAGAUUAUCAAACGUAAGUAAAUCAAAGCCAGUAGGAAACGGCGUCACCAAUUACAACACUAGUGAAAAUAUCAAUAAUAUGGAAGGUAUCCCUGAGGGUGAGGCUGAUCUUGAGGAUCACGAUUCUUCAGAUGAUGAUACAGAAAAUAAUCCAAAUAGAGGGCCAUCUUCAAAUACGACUACUAUUAAUAAUAGAAAAAAAUCAAAGAAAAAUGUUAAAAAGAAAGACCCUACAUUUUUAAAUAUCUUGACAGGAAGAGAUUCCAAAUUAGUAGGAUACGAUUCUGAGGAAGAAGAGAUUGAAUUACCACCUGGUGUUAUCGAGCCAACAAGUUAUAUCAAAAAUGCAGGUCCAGUUAAGGUUGAAGCUAAAGUUUGGUUAGCAAAUGAACGUACUUUCAACAGAUGGCUACGAGUUUGUACCUUAUUGAGUGUUCUAACCUUCUCAAUUUAUAAUUCAGUAAAAAAAUCCGAAUUUCCAAAGCUUGCUAAUCUUUUGGCCUACAUUUAUUUUUCAUUGACCCUAUUUUGUGGUCUUUGGUCAUAUAAAAUCUAUUUGAAAAGAUUAAGUAUCAUAAAACAGAGGAGUGGUGAGCACCUGGAUGCCCCCCUAGGACCUAUGCUUGUCGCAGGUGUGCUAUUUAUGUCCUUAAUUAUUAAUUUUGUGGUAGCAUUUAGAGUAGCAGCAAAGAAAAGACUAAUUGUAAACACUUUAGAAAAUACUGGAGAUAUUGAUAUGCCAUUACCUGAAAAUUUACAGGCUAUUGAAUCAUUCGUCCUAAAAGUCCUGGGUAUAUAG